AUGACGAUAUCAAUUGGGAUUUGUGACGAGAUUGACGACAGACGGCAAAGACAAGCAAGCAAGCAAGCACACAUGAGGAGAACAUGGAAGUAUCCAUCCGAUCUUGUGAUGCAUGAUGAAGAUUGUCGUCUUCCGAGUCUCGACUGGCUUACGGAAGCACCAACUAAAUCCGAAGAAUCAUCGGUGGCUAAUGAUAAUGAGAAUCAGAUAUUAAUUGGUGGCGAUAUCGACUUUUCAAGAGAUGCAAUAAAACCUCCAUAUAGCUACGCUCAACUAAUAACUCUAGCGAUGCGACAUCAUCGUAACUGCAAAGUACUUUUAAGUGAUAUAUACGAUUAUAUAAAGACGAAUUUCGCUUGGUAUAGGAAAGCCGAUUUAACUUGGCAGAAUUCAAUUCGACAUAAUUUAUCACUGAACAAACAAUUCGUUAAACUUCCUCGUAAAGAAGGAGAUAAAGGCAAAGGCUCAUAUUGGAUUUUGGAUCCCAAUGUUCCCGAUCCGCUCUCUACAAAAACGAAGAAAUCGGCUUAUACGCAAACGAAAUCCAAAUCUAUUGAAACUAUACCCAAGCUAAAUCCAGCAUUAUUGCCCUAUUUAAAGAAAUAUCAAACUUGUGGUGAAGUAUCGUACAUCGAUCUGGAUAGUGGAACUUCGAUAUCGAUGGAUGCGAAAAUGAUUUGUCAACUGGAUAAUCCAACAAUUGAUGUUGUCGAUUACGAUUUCGCUACGCUCGAAAGUGAAUUUGGUUCUAAUAACUGCGGCGAUUUGCGAAAUUCCUUCGAGGCGAAUGAAUAUUUUGACGAACAGGUAAAUUAUAGGAUUAAUCGAAUUGAAUUUCAUCCCAGAAGGUCUAUGUGA
Molecule: messenger RNA, 858 nt
Organism: Dracunculus medinensis (Guinea worm)
Lineage: Eukaryota; Metazoa; Nematoda; Chromadorea; Rhabditida; Dracunculidae
Source: the annotation of a GenBank genome assembly